UCCUCCCUCCUCACUUCACCUGAGUCCUCUCUACUGACACCAUGUGUUGCUGUGGUUGUGGAAGUUGUGGUGGCUGCGGUGGUGGCUGUGGUGGUGGCUGUGGUGGUAGCUGCGGUGGUGGCUGCGGUGGUGGCUGUGGCAGCUGCACCACCUGCAGGUACUACCGGGUGGGCUGCUGCUCCAGCUGCUGCCCCUGCUGCCGCGGCUGCUGUGGAGGCUGCUGCAGCACACCCGUGAUCUGCUGCUGCCGCCGUACCUGCAGCUCGUGUGGCUGCGGCUGUGGGAAGGGCUGUUGCCAACAGAAAUCCUGCUGCCAAAAGCAAUGCUGCUGCUAGGCAGGGCACCUGCCUCUGGAAGAGUUUGCUGCAUCUUGCUUGCCCAUUGUAAGCCUUCCCCCCACCUCGCCCUGGUUCUCUUUCCAUCACUGGGAGUCACGUGACUGGGAGUCACGCAAGGGCUGUAGAUUUGAUACCCUCCUCUCUGUCACAUCACAAAUCUAUAAUUUCAAAAUAUUGAGUGAUAUUCAUGUGAACAAUGAAAACUAUGAAAGCAAGGGACAGCCCAGCUCCUGCAAACAAUUCAUGGUUGAAGAAAUGGAAAAUGAAAUCAUAGUUACUAACUUUUUUAUGUAUUUCUGAAAUUCCUUAACACAAACUUCAGUGCCUGCCUUCUUUUCACUGUGCUGUAAAUUACAUGCUAUUUCUACUCUAUUCUCAUAUCCAGCAGUUCUGUACUGCUAAAAACUAAAUGCACAGAAUAAUGUACCAUAUAUUGAUGGCUAACCAUCUCUUUUACUUAUUGUCUUGCUAUAAAAGGACCUUUUUUGUGCUGUAUAA
Molecule: messenger RNA, 836 nt
Organism: Gorilla gorilla gorilla (western lowland gorilla)
Lineage: Eukaryota; Metazoa; Chordata; Mammalia; Primates; Hominidae
Product: small cysteine and glycine repeat-containing protein 9-like
Exons: 1
Coding region: 42-335 (97 amino acids)
Source: RefSeq, a predicted model, not a curated record